CGUAGCUGCGACCCGGUGCCCGAGCACUCCAGCACGCCGUGAAGCCGCUCGCGUUCCUGGCUGCCGCUGAAAAAAAAAUUUUUUUUUGAUAAUUAACCUGCAGAGAUUUCCAGUUGACCAAAGAAAUGGUGAUGGAGAAGCCAAGUGCCCAGCUGGUCGGGCGAGAGUUUGUCCGACAGUAUUACACACUGCUGAACCAGGCUCCCGACUACCUGCACAGGUUUUAUGGAAAGAACUCGUCCUACGUGCACGGCGGCCUGGACAACAACGGCAAACCAGUGGAGGCUGUUUAUGGACAAUCUGAGAUCCACAAGAGGGUGAUGGAUCUGAGCUUCCGCGACUGUCACACCAAGAUCCGGCACGUGGACGCCCACGCCACGCUGAACGAGGGCGUGGUGGUGCAGGUGAUGGGCGAGCUGUCCAACAACAUGCAGCCCAUGAGGAAGUUCAUGCAGACCUUUGUGCUGGCGCCCGAGGGAACGGUCGCAAACAAAUUCUACGUCCACAACGACGUGUUUCGCUACCAGGACGAGGUGUUCGGUGACUCUGAUUCUGAGCCUCCAGAAGAGUCUGAGGACGAGGUGGAGGAGAUCGAGGAGAGGGUCCCGUCACCUGACGUCGCUCCGGAAGAGUCCGCCACCUUCUACGACCCGACACCCUGUUCAGAGCCGACGGUUCCUGGCGACGACGAGGAAGAGGAGGAGGCAGCGGCGAGUCCAGAACCAGAACCCGAGGCUGAGAAGGAGGUCGAGGCCCCAGUAGUGGAGCUGAAGCCUGAGACGACACAGGAGACGCAAACAGACACCAACGCAUCCGACGACCAGAAGGAGAAAAGCAACGCCGCCACGCCCACCGCAGAACCCGCCGCCACGCCCACCGCAGAACCCACCCCCGCCGCUCCAGAAGAAAACAGGCCGUUCUCCUGGGCGUCCGUCACCAGUAAGAACCUCCCUCCCAGCGGGGCCGUCCCAGUCUCAGGAAUCCCCCCACACGUCGUCAAAGUCGCUCCCACAGCACCGCCCAGAGUGGAGGUGAAGUCAGAGUCCCAGACAGCAACACAGAGACCACAGAGAGACCAGAGGCCGAGGGAACAGAGGCCUGGAGGUCCUCCCCCGGUACACAGAGGGCCCAGACCAGUUCGGGAAGGCGAGCAGGGCGAGACGGAGGGUCGCCGGGUGGUCCGGUACCCCGACGCCCAGCAGCUCUUCGUUGGAAACGUCCCUCACGACGUGGACAAGACCGAGCUCAAGGAGUUCUUUGAGCAGUACGGAACAGUCCUGGAGCUCAGGAUCAACAGCGGAGGGAAGCUACCCAACUUUGGCUUUGUGGUGUUUGACGACUCUGAACCGGUUCAGAAGAUCCUCAGCAACCGGCCCAUCAAGUUCCGAGGCGACGUCCGGCUGAACGUGGAGGAGAAGAAGACCCGGUCGGCCAGGGAGGGCGACAGGCGGGACAUUCGGCCCCGCGGUCCAGGAGGUCCCGGCGGCCCCCGGGAGCGAAUAGGAGGCGGCGGGUGGCGGGGCGGCGGAGGAGGAGGACCCCGAGGCCCGCCCACCCGCGGAGGCAUGGCACAGAAACCCAGCUUCGGCUCUGGGCGUGGCGCGGGCCCCAACGAGGGCCGCUACUCCACCCAGCGCCAGUGAGGGGAGAGAAAAGAAAACAACCUCUCAGCUCCAAACCUGAGUUAGAUUACGAUUCAACUGAGCGGUUAUUGUUAAAACGCAGCAGGAACCAAUUAGACAAAACCUUUAAAAUAUAACAGAUAGCCGUUUACGCUGCAGAUUAGGAGCAGACAUGAGGAGGGAUUCAUUUCAAGUCAGAGUUCGGGUCGCUGCACAAACUCGCCCUGAUUUCUGACCCGUCUCCUCCUCGUUCUCGCUCCUAAACGUUAAAGUGUAAAGUAUUUCAGAUGGAUUUCUGUUAGUAAUCAACACAGGUUUGGUUGAGAGCUUUCACUGUCAAAUCACCACAGCCGGUCUCUUACAUGUGUCAUGAAGAUGGCUGCCUCCUCCUCCUCCUCCUUCUUUCUCACCUGCUGCUUUUUGUUUCCCUCAGAGGAACCCAGAAUGUCACUCCUCUUUAUCAUUUUUUUUUUUUUUUUUUUUUCUUCCUCCACCAACAUGUAUUAUCUGGACUUUUGUCAUCUUUUGUUUGUUUUUGUUUUUCACGCUGAACUUGAAUUUAUUAAGAAACAAAAGUCAAAACACGCAAACACAUGAGAAAAAAAAAGGGUAAAUACUACUUGAAUUGGGGAUUGAAAAACCCAGAGGUUAGGUUUUUUUUCGCGUUCUCUCUCCCUGUUUCUUAAAGGAACGUGUACUUUACUGCUUGGGCAAUCCUGUGUAUUGCUGCCACCGUUGUGUCUAGCGAUGGAUCUGUCUUAUCUUUUUAUUCUAUCAGGUCAAGAGCUGAACUGUCGUGGUUUUUAUUUGAGUAAUGUUGGCUUGUAACAUGUGGAUUCACGGACGCAUCUGAACGGAGCAUGUUUCAAAUCAUGUAUCAAAUCCUGUCAGGCUUCUACUACCGAUGCACUUCAUUCGUCAUCAUGUUUAAAAAAACUGAGCUCACCUGCCGAUGAGAGAACUAAAUUAAAAGUGAUUUACUGUUUUAACCCUUUUGGUCUGUCUCAUCU
Anoplopoma fimbria (sablefish) is the source of this 2632-nucleotide messenger RNA. It is a transcript of the gene g3bp1, whose product is annotated as GTPase activating protein (SH3 domain) binding protein 1. Gene Ontology annotation, molecular function: mRNA binding. The coding region runs from base 126 to 1643 and encodes 505 amino acids. Gene Ontology annotation, cellular component: ribonucleoprotein complex; cytosol. NCBI's taxonomy places the organism in Eukaryota, Metazoa, Chordata, Actinopteri, Perciformes, Anoplopomatidae. The record is from RefSeq and is a predicted model, not a curated record. The transcript has 12 exons.